ACGAGCGACAGCCACGGACCAGCCACCGGAAAGUGCGGAGUGCGCGUUGCCCGUUUCCCCGUCGUCGAAUCGUUUUCUAAAAGGCGUAGGAAAGUCGAAUCCACCGAAACACGACACUUUUCGGUACCAAACAAAGCAAAAAAAAGCACAAACAAAAGAAAAAAGGGUACAGGUGACACACGCGACAUCCCUUAGAAGAGACGACCGGGCAGUAGGUGUUCGAGGCAGAAAGCUCGACGUUUGUUAUCUGUAUUUGUACUACUACUACCGCUACCAUUAUUCUUAGUACCACCUAUUGUUGUUAUUAAUGUUUUAAGUUGCUUAAAACGUGCUCGAGCGCAAGAGAAUAAGGGAAGGGAAGGGAGAGAAAGAGAGAGAGAGAGAGAGAGAGUAAAGUAGCGUAUCGAAAUCAAACGCGCGUGUAACAACAUCUAAUGUGCUAUAUUAGCAGCAGAUAAACGCAUAAUAGUAAGAGCAAAGUGUGGGAUAUAGAAAGCCUAAAUUGGAUAAGCGUUUACUACCGUCUCACCUGGAUACGUUUAAACGCGACCAAGCGGAUUUACUUCGGCUCGUCAAAAUUACCUAUUUCGGCCUGUGUGUGCGUGUCUAUAUUCCCGGUUUCGAUACCCUAGCUGAGUCGUUACGCGUUACGUUUGUGCAUUGUGUCCGAGUCCUAGGCAUUCGGAAAGGGAUCUCGAUUCGGAAGCGACAGUGUGUGUACUCCACGUGUGUACCGGGCGAAGGAUUUCGCGUGUAUGUUUCGCCGCAACGAAAGACACCUCAUGUUCCAGUGAUCGUUCGUCAUCGUGGGUCCUCUGUGUGCGCGUGUGUAUGUGUUUGUGUACCUACGUGUGCCUGUGCGUUUACUGUAUGUGCUGGCGGACCAGUUUGCAAGGCUGCUAAAGGAAGAAAUAGCCACCGGAGGAUAACCAAAGCGCCAGAACACACGAGCGUCAAUAUCGCGAUAAUUCAAUAGCGCAGAGUAUCGUACAAGAUGGCGUCUAAUUUGGAGCAAUUUUCGGAGCUGGAGCUGUCGAAGGAGGAUCGCGAGCAGAUCUUCGACCCACCGUUGGAUGCGCCCAAAACACAGAAUGGUGCCAGUACAACGGCCAAAAUCGUCAUCAGUGGUAUUCCACAACACGCCAAGUUUGACGAUAUCGAACCGCUGCUGAAGCCAUACGGCAAGGUGGAACACUGUGAGGCAGGUACUAGCAAAGAUCCUAACACGCAGACCGUCCAUAUCACCUUCGAGAAUCACGAUCAAGCACAGAGGGCGGUGUCGGGAUUAAACGGGGUCGAUUUCGACGGUUCGAAGCUGCUGGUGGAGCUAUCGGAGGCGAACAAACAGGCCCGCAGGGCGCAGCGUAACCGAUCGCAGUACGGUGCAGGCAUGCCCGGUGGUGGUGGUCCCGGUCGCCAGACCGAUUUCCCGCUGCGUGUGCUGGUACAGAGCGAGAUGGUCGGGGCGAUCAUUGGCCGGCAGGGUAGUACGAUCCGGCACAUUACCCAGCAGAGCCGGGCGCGCGUGGACGUGCACCGGAAGGACAACGUUGGUUCGGUCGAGAAGGCGAUCACAAUCUACGGCAAUCCGGAAAAUUGUACGAUGGCGUGCAAGAAGAUACUGGAAGUGAUGCAGCAGGAGGCCAACAGCACGAACAAGGGUGAAAUUUGCCUCAAGAUCCUGGCGCACAACAAUCUGAUCGGUCGCAUAAUCGGCAAGAGCGGGAACACGAUCAAGCGGAUAAUGCAGGACACCGACACGAAGAUCACCGUCAGUUCGAUCAACGACAUUAGCAGCUUCAAUCUUGAGCGUAUCAUUACCGUGAAGGGCACGAUUGAUAAUAUGUCCAAGGGCGAAAGCCAGAUCAGUGCCAAGCUGCGUCAGAGCUACGAGAACGAUCUGCAGGCACUGGCCCCGCAGAGCAUCAUGUUCCCGGGUCUGCACCCGAUGGCGAUGAUGUCAACGGCCGGCAAUGGAAUGGGCUUUACCGGGCGUACGGGUGGCGCGACGGCAAGCGGUGGCAGCGGUGCCGGCAUGUACCCGGGCUCGAACUUCCCGAUGUAUCAGCCACCGGCCGGUGGACCGGCCGGGGUACCGCCCGGCACGAGCGAGGUGCAAGAGACUACCUACCUCUACAUCCCGAACAAUGCGGUCGGUGCCAUCAUCGGUACCAAGGGACUACACAUCCGUAACAUCAUCCGGUUUUCGGGUGCAUCCGUGAAGAUCGCACCGCUCGAGGCAGACAAACCGCAGGAACAGCAAACGGAGCGUAAAGUUACCAUUAUCGGCACACCGGAGGCCCAGUGGAAGGCGCAAUACCUGAUCUUCGAAAAGAUGCGCGAGGAAGGCUUCGUGUCCGGUACGGACGAUGUUAGAUUAACUGUGGAAAUUUUUGUACCAAGUGCACAGGUGGGAAGAAUAAUUGGCAAGGGUGGACAAAAUGUGCGAGAGCUGCAGCGUGUCACUGGUAGCAUAAUUAAGCUGCCCGAACAUACCGCUAGUGCGCCUGUGGACGAAGAAACGACAGUACACAUUAUCGGUCCCUUCUUCAGUGUGCAGUCGGCACAGCGGCGUAUUCGUACGAUGAUGCUAGCCACGAAUCCGCCGCCGGUCACCAAGCGACAGUCGACUCAGAAAUCGAAGGAUCAAACGACGGGAGGGGCAUCUUCGCCUGCUGCUGGUGUAACCGCAGCCACCACCACCACCGCUACCGUCAGCGCCAGUACGACACCACCCCAGCAACAGUCGUCCAGUACAAACGCGUAAUCAAAAUGUCGUCCUGCGCCGGAAGACGACAAAGAUCGGGAGUGAGUAAAGCAACCAGCGGCAAAAAUAGCAAUAGUAGCACACCCUCAACCACCAUCAACAGCGUGCAGUGCGUGUGUCAGCAGAUGCGCGGAACGGGAAAAGAAGAGGCAGAGCAGGAUGAUGUGUGGAGCAAAAUGUGCGGGUGUUGCCCGUAACCCAGCGAAACCGAAACGGGUCGCGUAUCCUAAAUGGAAGAAGAUGAACACAAAUCAUAACGCCAAAUACAUCACCAAUAGUAGAACAUGCAAUAGCCCCGGCAAAGCGCAACCACGGGAACCCCUUCCCGAGGGAGUUCGCUUGACCUAUAGAGAGAGAUUGAGAGAGAAAGAGAGCGGUUAAAGGUGGUACCAUGCCCAACACCGUGAUCGAACGUUUCACCUUUCCCAUAUGUUAGCAUUAUGAAUGUUGUUAUAUUUACUCUAUUACUCUAUUUUGUCUGUUCCUUGUUCAAUACACGCAACCCUUUAUGCAAUAGUCAAAGUUGAGGUCAGCGCGAUUCCCUAAGGGUAUCACCACCAUUAGCCUCAUUAAACUGGAGAGAAAUGCCGAGAAAUGUGUGUGGAACGUGUGCAACCCAUGUGCGCGGCCAAUGCAUUGUUGUAACAGUGGUCGGACAACCGUACCAGGCACCUUCCACCGCGACCGGCAAAUGUUAUUUCUCGUACAAUCGAUCAACUACAGCAAACCAUAAUCAAAAUAGCCAACCAAUCUAAGUCUUAGAUUCCGCCCAGUAGCAACCGCGUCAACGUCAGCCUAACAGUUCAGCAGCCUCACCCUCACCCUCAGCAAACAGCUAACCAGAUUCAUAUGAAGAUUCCCGAUCGUCCGCAUAAGAAACAUCAAGGCAAACAUUUGAAACUGUUCCACAACAAGCAAAAAAACACUAUAAAUUGUAUGUAAUAAGUCAUAUGCAGAAAUAGUAUGUAAGAAAACCAUCCUCCAGAGCCAUAGCACUGAGCAGUGUUAUGGUGGAGAUAAAUAGAUGCUGUUGGAUCCUAACAAUUCGCUCGGAUGUGUAAAGUGCCACAGAUUGUAGGGAAGAGAAAAACAUCUUUCACUAAUCAGGCUUUCCCAACGAGAUCGAUAAAAUUAUAUAUAUAUUGUAGCAUUAUAGAAAGGCAGCAAAAAAAAAAACCCUCUCCCCCGAUCAACGAAACCGAACACACUCCGUACAAGGGGGCAAAAGACGUCAGACAGGUCAGCGAAUCAGACGGCAAACAAAUUUUGCAAACCAUUGGUGGGAAGUAAUAUGCAAACACCAUCGGAACAUUCCCCCUUCUUUUCACACCAAUGCAAAAUCUCUACCCGCGACAAAAAAAAAUGAAUGCGGGGAAAACAUUUGCGAAACGUCGAUCAUUGGAGUUCUUGUUGGAAAGCAUACGUGUGCGACAAAUGCAACUCCUGCAGCAAAACCAUUCAAAUCCACUAAAUGUGCGCCGAAUGACGUGUACUACCAUCAUUAAGAAAUCGGUUAGAAUCGGAAGAAUGAAAGCAAAAGCCAAUACAGUUAAGGUACUAUGUUUAAGCUUGUUGAAAACGUGCGUGUUUUUUUUUUUGCUAAUUUAUUCAGUUGAUGAUAGGAACUUGAGUUCAUGCCAACUAUUGAGGGGCGCAGUGGAGUGUUGUGGUAGGAUAACGCGAUAGGUGCGGAAUGUGGAGUGUAUUGUAUAAGUGUCGAUGGGAUAUGUUUUUGUCUUGUCUUAAACGAUCGCGCAAUGAGAGAUUUAAAACUUUAGUGUGUAAUGUUUUUUUUUGUUCAUCUUAGAGAGAGAGAGAGUGGGCGAGUCGUUUUGUUUUAAGACCGUAUGUAUGUACGACAGGUGUAAGGGACACUGAUGGGUGUAUAUGCGUGCAUGCGAUUAACCAGUAUGCACGGAAGAUGCAUGAUUGUGGCAACGCUAAUGGUAUAGUUUUACGAGAGAUGCUGUAGUAGCUAUGGUACAAAAGCGAAGCGACGAGUAUUAACAGGGCAGUGCGCUAGGGCUGCACUUUGCCGGCCGAUACGCUGUUGUGUAUAUUUUGUCUUAAUGGUCGAGCGGUGCGCAUCCUACUCACACACCGACCAGGGCGCGGGUUGGUUUUAUAGAGUUCCUGCUGUGGGCGGAUCGGAUUUUGUUUGCUUUUUUGCCUUUUUCCAAGCAGCCACGAUCAGCCGUGCCACUGCCGUAACCUUCUCUCCCCCCCCUCCCUCCGGGAAGAGGAGGAAAAAUCUCAGCUGCUGGAAUAACUCGCUCGAUUGCGUGUCACCUACCGCGGUUGAUUAGGAGGCCACCGAUUGUGUCAGCAAUCAGCAGCUGUAGGGAACCGUAGUACAGCACAGUUGGGAGAUGUUACCUCAGCUGUAGUCGAAUAUGCUCCGGAAGGAGCUGCCCAUUCGUGUAGGUGGUUGACCAAAGACUGUCGGAUAAAACCGACUAUGGAUGAUGUGUUUUGUUUUGCUGAAUACCAAUGAAACAGUUGGGCGCAGGACUGUGCAGGAGAAAGUAGUUCUCAUUUGUUUGCUACCUCAACAGUGGGGCAGUGUCUGGACACGGUGCACUGUGUGGAAGCGUGUUCGUGAAGUGUACAACUGGAAAAAGGGGAGGGAGGGAAUGACCCGUAUUCUUAGCAGUCGCGCAAGAGAAAACCCAUCCACCGAUAGGUGAUGGUUGCAAUGAAGUUGCCAUCAGUAGGACGAGCGGCAUAAACGCCCUCCGCGCGCAUUAGGGCAGUAGUAUAGGUAGGACGUUGUAUGGCCCAUUUUAGUAGAUGAGAUAAGAUGAUACACUGUCGCAGGGAUGCGGGGUGAUUCCAGCAACAAUCAUUGAUUGGUAGCGUUUGUUGUGUCGGUCACCGGCAAACUGAAUGUAACGGGCAUGCCUUAUUAACUAUUUAUUACGAAAAAAAACGACGGACGUUAAGCGAGAGUAGAGUGAAGAUUUGUAUGUAUGUAUGUAUGUGUGUGUGUGAAUGUAUGUAUGUAUAGAAGGGACGCAAAUGCGUGUGUCGGAGAUGUGGAAACGCGACGAUGAAACUGCGGCUGAAUGUGAAUUAUCCCACGCUUUGUAACCUCCGGGAAGCAAACCAUCCAUUCGUAAUGGUAGUGUAGUUUUAGGGCACGCCGCAAAACAGUACCGUAAAUCUGUCAUAUCAGAAACGCCAAGACGUCUAUUGAGGCGAAGAAAGCAGUGGAACGCACUGGAACGAACAUAAGAAAACCCAAUACCUCACGAUAAAGUGCAUUACGUAUCCCCAUCCCUUGAUGUACCAAUAUAAUCGAUUCUGCGGGUGUGCACUGCCCAGGAGUGGUCCUCUGGAUUGUCGAUUUCCACACCACGGGUACCGAGGCCCAGGGAAGGAACGCCAGGGCUAGCAUUUAACGUGCAGCGGUUAGCAAGGGCGAUACAAGGUAUGCAACGAAUUUGACCUCUUACCUCGAAUGCGUCAAGCGCGCGCAUAUUGCCGCCCCGAUCCUCGAUCGUAUGUCAGUAGGGGUCUUGCUACCCAACCUAAGCAAAGCGAUCAUUCAUCUUUUUAGGACAUGUAAAAAGGUACCAUAAGUAUUAUGUGCUAAUGUAACCGAAUAGUUUCAGCAGCACAUAAUCUCGUUAGGAAGGUUUUGUACGUACGGCCACAACGUCGUUAUGGCAUUUGUACGUUGUUAGGACGGUUUUGUACGUACGGAAAGGUUUAGAAUUUGUAUGUGUGUGUGUGUGUGUGUGUGUGUGUGCGUGUGUGCGCACGCACGAUCUUCAGUGUUUGCCAUCUUGUUUGCUUAACUUAUUGUUGAUGGAGUGUCCGUAAGUGCGUACGGAUUAGACGUAAAGUUGUUAACACUGUUGUCCCCCCUCCCUUUUAUACAUACUAGCCUUGUUCAUACUGUUAACUCCUCCAUUUUGUGUACUAGUGAACUGUUUAUUUCUCACUCUAAUACUCGCCCUUUUAUCUCUUUCUGUCCGGUGGAAGCUGAUCUGUUAUUCCGUACUGUGUGCGCGAUUUGUGCAGAUGCAGUACAGGAUGUUAACUAUCGAGUAAUAGUUUACUCGAUCACAUGGCAAAAGAGAUAGAGAAAGAGAAUGGAAGAGAAGAGUUUUAAGAAUAGGAGACGUAUAAUCAAAAUAGUUUUGUUUCCCAUUUGUAGCUCUGAUGUUUUGUUUUUUUUUGUUUAUGUCAUACAUAGUCUUUCUAAUUAUAUUUACACCACAACAUAGACCCAACAGCACGGUUAGAUUGCAAAAGGAUUCUUCCACAACAUUGUAUACCGUUUACAUACAUUAACACCAGGCAAUAGAUGAAACGUGCAGAAGCGUGUUGCGUCUCCAUCAACAUACACUGGCAAAAAAAAACAAUAGAAUACUAAUGAUAAUGUUUGCAACAGUGUAUGCCUUCAAUUCGUUAUGGCGCUUUUUGUUAGUAGUCUUUGCAUAUAGAAUCGUUUGCUUAAUUCAAGUCUCGUUGUGCUGAAGGGAACAAAAAGGGCCAGGUCUAAGAAAAUGUUGCUGAAGCAGUUUAUUUUGGUGCAAGAGGCACGAAUCGAUUUGUUUCAUGUUCGAAUGUUCGCCGCAACAAAGCUAACCAUCUUGACAUAGUAUUGCUUCACCUGGGAAUGAAAGAAGAAUGUUUCAUGUUCAUGUUCCCUGUUCGACAUAUAUUAUGCAAAUGUUGCCGCAACAUUUUCAUACACCAGGCCCUAAGGCGAACAUAUGCGUAGCUUCCGUUCAGUACGUUUUAGUGAUAGUUAGAAUGAAAUCGGUUAGGGUGCGCGCUUGAACGCAAUUUUUAACAUGAUGCGAGGAAAAACAGAUGAGUGGGCGUCAUUUGUGGAUAAACACACACACACUCGAACAAAACACAAACGGCAAAACUACCUUUGGCUACUUUUGGGCGGGUCACAAGUUUGAUUUUAUGAAAAUAGGCGGUGGCGGAAUUUGUCAACGGCGCAGGGCUUAAACAAACAAAAAAGCACAUUUGCAUUUUGAGGAACAUUUAACGCACGCAUACUGGCGCAGGAAAUUUUGCAAAAGCAACACGAAAUCAACCAUGCAACCAGAAGCUCAGGUGGGGAAAAAGUGUAUAAAGCAAAACAUAGUGAGCCGUUAAUCUGAUAGGCAAAGCUGCAAACCCUAGCUCUGCAACUGGGUUUGGAAAACAAAUCAUACCACUAAUUAUGUUUGUACAUGAUGGUUGAAAGGAGAUACAGCUAUAUGGUGUUCUGUACUAUAGCACUCAACACUCACAUCGGUUGGCCGCAACAAUUCCAAAUCAACUGAAAUGAAAUGUAAAAAUAAUCACGAAUAAAAGCAGAAAGCGAAUGCAAGAAAGAAGCAGAACAUGCAAAACACACAACUAGACGUGUAAAAAGUAAUGCUAAUGAGGGAAAAAUACUAAACAAAAGCACUUCCAGCUCACCGAAGCGCAUGUGCUAGUGUGAUUGCAUGGGUUUCGCAACAAGCGGUGAAAAAGGAAGAGAAUUUUGCAUAAAAUGAAGAAGGAGCAGUAAACAAAGUAUAAAAGAAAUGCAACUCGCGUAAAAAUGAUGAACACUGACGCAUUUCAAGAUGGCGACUAUGAACAACAUUUAGGGCACUGUUGGACUGACCAUAUGUGGUGAGAAAAAGAAAACCAAAAGAGUGAAACAAACUAAAACAAAAAUUGAAACGUGUGACGUUUGUUGGUUUGUAUGUUUGUUUGUUUGUUUUUUGUACUAUUUAUAAUUGAAAAGCGUGCACGCAAGCGGUUGCGCAACCACUUAAAAUGAAGAUAAGCGGUUACGUAACAAACAAAGAGAUAUGGAGAGAAAUAGAGAGAGAGAGAGAAAGAGAGAGAGAGAGAGAGACACACACAAAAGGCAGACCGGUAUGUAAUGUGUGGUGCAUGUGAAAAGUGCUUUCGAGACGUUGUAUCAAAGUAAGCGAUGAAUUUGAACUGGGGACGUUUUCGCAUUUGUACAGAAAUUGGCAGCAUACAAACGGUAUCGAAACGUCUGCAAAGGAAGUAACAAGUAACACAAGAGAGACAAAGUGACUAAAAUCAAUUGUUAGAUUUUUUUAUUAUAUAUAUUAUAUUGAAAAUAUAUUAUAUAUAUAUAUACACGUGUAUAUUUGGCGAAAAGAAGAAACAGAAAGGUAUGCAAAAAAAACUGAGCACUCACGUUAGCACGGCGAAGACAAAAUGGAGACGCCCGUUCGUUUGUAGCGUUGGCCCACAGCCACAAAAACCGUUUUAAAAAGUCUAUUCUAAUCGAGAACAAAAGUGAGUGCGUGUGAACGAGUGAGAGUUGACGGCCGAAAAAUGUGCGAAGAGAGAGAGAGAGAACAUAGAGAAAAAAAACAAAUUGUAAAACGGAAGAAAACAAACGGUACGCAGUGUGUUGUUUUUACGCUCCCCAUCCAUCGCCCGGUGGCGUUGAUGUGUUGAUAAACAGUGAUUGCGGUGGUGAUGAUGAUGAUGAAAAGAGAAAAAUAAGGGGAAAUUGUGAAGCAGAUGAUAUUUAGCUAACAACUUUACUAUUUAUUACAAAAUACUAGAGGCUAUAAUAUCGUUGAAUAUUUGUAAUGCAAAGACAGGUACGGACACGUUGGUGGAAUGCGUAAGGAUGCGUGAAACAGGACAAAAAAUCGAAAGGUGCAAGCAAGGAAAGCUCGCUAUAUUUGCAUUAGUGCGUGUGUCUAUUGCGUGGAGAAGAGUGCGUAAGUGCCGUUUUAGUUGUGUGUGAAAACAGUGCAAAACCUCCCCCCCCUCCCGGUACAAGAAGACUCGAAACAUUCGAACCGCUCUACUAAUCUUUCUGAAAAACAAAUCACGACUUUUACUUUCCCUGCAUUGCUGAAAUAUUCGAAGGAUAUCCAAACGGUACCAAAAAACUAAUUGAAACGAGCGUCCUUGUUUCUUUGGAUAGGCCAACAUUUUGCGCAAAACAGCCUCAGCAAACCGUCGUCCGAUGCGUUGGAGAAGUAAAACAAAAUUACUUUUAACUUAUAACACUUAAUCGUACAGCAGACAGAGUGUGCCACCUUUAGACGAGUUGUCCGAUGCUGAUCAAGGGAUGCUCCUUCCAAAGAACGACUUUUAAUGCGUAAAUUGCGUACGGUGGUGUUGCGUUAUAUUAAUGCUUCCUUCCGGUGUCGCGGUAUGAUACAAUGUCCUUUUUCCCUCUGGUGCGACAGUAACGUCGUUCCGGGGUGGGUGAAACUAAAGCAAAACAAACAAGAGAAACAACAGCGAAAGCUUGAAAGCUCAGCUUAAUUAAGGACGUACCUUAAGUUUAAGGGUUUAGUUUAGAAAGAGCGCGCGCGAGCGAGAAAAAGAGUAUUUCGAACGGUCAGAAGUCUGGUGAGGUGUUUAGUAUUUCCAAGUGUUGUGAUAUGACGAGGCAUUAGCUUAUCAGGGGAAGAGUAUGUUUGUUUGUAUUGUUGGGUUAAAUUUAAUGAUGUACAGAAGUAUCUGUAUCUUUCUCCUCGCUUAUGUGGAUUUUGGUUUAUUUGUUGUUUAUUGUUUUUUUUCGCGAGUGCUUUAACGUCUUCCCAACGGGGGGAAAGUAAGGAAACCCAUUCUGGCCAGUUUGUGAAGGGUGAUCAUUUCCGCGCACAAGCACUACAUCUAGUGUCUAUUAUUGUGACAAGUAAAAUAUUUUUUUGUUUGUCCUGUUUCAUAACAUGGAGAUGGUUCGAAAGUAAUUUUGUUUUUUCAAUACUAAACCCAAAACGCCCUUGAUGUGAAGUAGUCCACACGCAGACGCAUCUAAAUUUCAAUUCAAGCGAAGAAUAUAAACGCAUCAUGCGUAUAGUUGAUUUUUCAUCUACUCGAUACCUCGUCAUCUUACUGUUGGGAAAACCCUUUUUGAAUCUAUGUUUUAAGGUAAACGCGCAGCACUACACAUCCGUGCCGAGCAGCCCUGUUUCUUGGAUGUGAAUAUUUUUUUCCACGCGCAACAUGCUUAUGUUAACGCAGCAUCAAUGAAACAAUUCAACCCCCAACUAGAUGAUCUUCAAGGAAACCCUGCAGCAAAAGAAAAGAAUAAACACAUACACACACAAUAAAGUCGUACCAAAGUCUUAAGGCAGACAAAAGGGAGCGCCAUUACUGAUGGUUGCUUUGCUCAAGUCCAAGCAAUUUCCCAAACGGAACACAUCCCUUUGCAAAAGACCUGAGAUUAGCCCGCCACCUCCCCUGGGGGGAAGCUCAUCACGCACGGGACAUACACACACAAAAAAACAACCCACGUGCAUUGGCGAACACCAGAUCAUUAAUCUGUGUUGUUAAUUUUCACUUUACUUUAUGGCUCCGCGUCAACACGAAUCGAACUCAACUUCGACCAGUAGAACCUGAAUACCUCCUCGUAAAAAAAGAACAAAUAAUCCGCCACUAACUUGGUUUGAAAAAGGGUAGAAAGAUAUGUUGAGGUAAUAUACACACAGACACACCCUUUACCGAUACAUACCUAGAUAAAAGUCCACGAGUUGAUAUUGAAAUAGCAGAAAGCACAAAAGUCACUCUUGUCAAGUCGAACAGCAGCAAUGGUGUAUGGAUGUUAAAGAAACCGUCUAGCUCAGUAACUCUCACAGCACACGAAUAAUAGAGCGAAUUCUGAUCCGGCACAAGACAGAACUUGAUCUCGAAUAUGCAUAUGAAAAGCAAACAACAAAAAUAUAAAAAUACAACCGCGUAUGAAAAACAACAAACAGAAAGAAAGAAAGAACGAAAGAGAGAAAGGAGAGAGAGAGAGAGAGAGAGAGAGAGAGAGAGAGAGAGAGAGAGAGAGAGAGAGAAAGAGGAAGAUUGAAGGAAACACAAUUUCAGAAACAAAAACAGAAACAACCGAUAUGGUGGUUGAACACCGCCAGGACAAGCAAGUAUGCACUGCCAAACAUAAGCAGAAACAAACAAUCGGAAGAAAGAAGAAUCAUAAUGAGAACAUAAGUGCUUUGCUACUGAACCGUACCGCGACAACAAAAAAAAAACAAAAAGAAAGUGCAAGCAAAAGGAAAACGCUAACACACAGCCCUCAACUACUUGAACUUAGAAAUAGAAGAAAAUGCUAAAUGGAACAUUAAACAAAAAAAACGCGGAAACAACAGCAAAAGCAACAAGUAAAUAAUGAAACAUUAUAACACAACCCUCUGAGACAAGGUGAUCGGACAGGUGAAUGGGAAAAAAACACUAUUCUUAAUUGGCAAUUAUGAAUAAGGCUAUGAGUUGAGUAACCACAAAAAUCGUAUGAUUAUUCUCACCCCGAAAAAAUACUGCAGAGAUUUACUGGGAGCAAAAACAAAAAACAAAAAAAAAUUACGAAAACUCAACUGUAAUUUAACGAUAAAAAUGAUGUUAGUUGGUAAAUGGAAACAGUUCUGAAAUUGCUAAAAACUGAGUGUGUUACAGUUAUACUAACCGACAAAAAAAAUGGUCAAAAAACAACAAAAAAAGAAAACAAACGUACACAAAAAUAAUCCAUUUAUUUAGCAAAAACAAACUUUCGAACGUUCUAUUUGCUGAAACAUUUAAAUUGAAGUCACAUUCAAACAAAAAAAAAACAAAACCAACAACAGGAACAAAAAAAAACAC
Messenger RNA from Anopheles moucheti, 12349 nucleotides. RefSeq names its product insulin-like growth factor 2 mRNA-binding protein 1 (gene Imp). Gene Ontology annotation, biological process: regulation of gene expression; nervous system development. The transcript is spliced from 6 exons. The coding region runs from base 995 to 2767 and encodes 590 amino acids. Gene Ontology annotation, cellular component: nucleus; cytosol; cytoplasm. Gene Ontology annotation, molecular function: mRNA 3'-UTR binding. The record is from RefSeq and is a predicted model, not a curated record. Lineage: Eukaryota; Metazoa; Arthropoda; Insecta; Diptera; Culicidae.